UUAAUGUCAAUUGUCAAUAUAUUUUAUUUUCCUUCGUCCAUGCUUUGCUUUGAUUUUAUUCCGAUUUGGAGUUUGAAUAAAUAUAAAACGCGUUUUUAUGCGAAAAUUCACACGUGCGUUUUGUUUAUUUAAAGUUUUUAGUUUUCCUGAAUUAGCUGUAGAUGUAAUCGAGCCGAUAUGGUACAGGCGCCAGAUAUAUCAAAAAUGAAGCAUAAAGACUUGCCCCAAGCUUUAAUUCUACUAAGCGAAAUGAACUUAAGCGCUCAACACGUAGCUUCACUAGUAGACAAUAUGAUACAAAAAGUAAGAAAAGGGGAAUUGACUACAGAUCAGGGUUUGAGCUUCCUGGAAAUGAAAUACAACACGCUUCUAAGUUAUCUAAUAAAUUUAACCUACGUGGUGCUGCGAAAGUGUUCAGGAGAAAAAAUCACUGAAGACCCUUGUAUAGACAGAUUAGUUGAGUUAAGAACUGUAUUAGAGAAAAUCAAACCGAUCGACCAAAAGCUUAAAUAUCAGAUCGAUAAGUUGGUGAAAAGUGCCGUUGCGGAAUCAUCCGUGGACGAUCCCACGUCUUUCAAAGCCAAUCCGGAAAACCUCCUUCAAAAAGAUAUCCAGAGCGAUAGCAGCGAAAGCGAUGAUGGUGAAGCAACUAAACCGGAGAAGAAGAAGAGCGAUAUUUAUGUUGCUCCUAAAUUAUCAGCUUUACAUUAUACAGGUGAUGAAACUGUUAAAGAAAAAUCAAAACAUCUUCAAGACCGCUCGAAGAAACUAGCCCUAUCAAAUUCUAUUAUGCAGGACCUACGCGAGGAAUAUCUGGAUGUUCCUGUGGAAAUUUCUCAAAGCAGUCGAGCUCAACAGAUGUUGAGUAAGCAGCAACAAGAACGGCAAGACUACGAGGAGGAAUAUAUGACACGUUUGCCUGUUACUAAAUCGGAAAAACAUAACAGGCGUAAAUUAACAACUUUAGGUAGUUUAGGUGACGAAAUAACUGAUUUUGGAAACCAAUCUCAGAAGUCCAAUAAACGCAAAAGAAAAUUCUCCAAGAAAGGGACGUUUAAAAGACGAAGGUUCAAUUAGUGUUUUGUUAUUAUUUUUACGAGUGGUUGUUGAUUUGAAUUUUUACCACGUUUUUUUUUUCAGUUUUGGUUUUUAAUGUUUUGUUAACGUCUUUAAAAUAAUACAUUAUUUAGAUGAAAA
Phyllotreta striolata is the source of this 1197-nucleotide messenger RNA. NCBI's taxonomy places the organism in Eukaryota, Metazoa, Arthropoda, Insecta, Coleoptera, Chrysomelidae. The record is from the annotation of a GenBank genome assembly.